AUGGCUUUGGAAAGUAACAACUGCAGGCAGUGGUUCAGGAAAGAAAAGGCAGGGCAGGAUCUGGAGAGACUUGUCGCUGGCUGGCAAGCUGUGCUGUCAGCGCUGCCUUGGCUCUGAUGUGCCAUUCCCCCAGGGUGUUGGGGAGGGGAAGUGGAGCCUGGAUUCAAAUGCCUAUUGUCUGUCCUUCAGCUGGGAGCAGAGCCAGAGAGAGAGGGAGAGAGGCUCUGGCAGCAUCUGGUACAGGGGGCAGAUGUUAGGGGAAGCACUGAGCCGUGGAGCGCCGGCGUUCCAGAGGAGCCUCAAAGGUUAAGUGCCCGUGUGUUGGAUUGUGUACAUGAAGGCAAGAGAGGAAUCCUGGCCUCCUGGGAUUCCUGCUGGGCUUGGGGAAGCUUUUGGAAGGCAGCUCCUGCCGCUGGGACAAGUCCCUCUGCAGCAUCUGUGGCUUGCCCAGGCUGCAGACUCUUGGCUGUGGAGCUGACAUCCAGCAACACCAAACCCGUGGUGCAGGAAUUCCAGAGUGUUGAGCUGUCCUGCAUCAUUAAAUCCACUGUAACACCAGACCCCAGGAUUGAGUGGAAGAAGAUCCAAGAUGGAGAAACCUCUUACGUGUUCUUUGACAAUAAAAUGCAGGGAGACUUUGCAACUCGUGCAGAAAUCCUGAGCAGGACCUCCCUGGUGAUUAAGAACACCACCAGGAUGGACACCGCCACGUACCGCUGCGAGGUGGCUGCGCCUGCCGACACCAAAACCAUCGAUGAGAUAAACAUCCAGCUGACAGUCCAAGUGAAGCCAAUGACUCCCAGAUGCACUGUGCCUAAAGCUGUACCUGUUGGCAAGACAGCCUCUCUCCACUGCCACGAGAGUGAAGGAUACCCCAAGUCCACUUACAGCUGGUACCGCAACAGCGAACCUCUGUCACCGGACACCAAAUCCAAACACCACAACUCCUCCUACACCUUGAACCCCACCACAGGCACUCUGGUGUUCCAUGCUGUGCACAAGGGGGACACAGGUCGGUACUCCUGCAUAGCCACCAACGAUGCUGGCUUUGCCAAGUGUGAGGAGCAGGAGAUGGAAGUCUAUGACCUCAAUAUUGGUGGGAUAAUUGGUGGAGUCCUGGUGGUCCUGGCAGUUUUGGUGCUCAUCACCCUUGGGAUCUGCUGUGCCUACAGGAGGGGUUACUUUGCAAACAGCAAAGAGAGUGGGGAAAGCUACAAGCCUCCAGGAAAGCCUGAUGGUGUUAACUACAUCCGGACAGAUGAUGAGGGUGACUUCAGACACAAGUCUUCGUUCGUCAUCUAAGACUCCCAACAGAAUACUGCAAACCAGCAACAGCAAGUGUGAAAAUACCUCCUCCAGGAACUCAAAGCAAGAGCAAAGGCUGAAUUAAGUGCGCUUGGAAGAGUUUGGGCCACACCAGAACUCCAUAGCUGUCUGUAUCUCUCUCUUGUUUUUCUUUGCCAAAGUUUCAAGUAACUCCUCACUGCCCAACCUGCGUCUCCCCCGCCUCUGGAGGCACCACCAGGAUCACCUAAACCCUCUCCUUGGACUCAAGAAGCAUUUUAAUCCUUUCCCAAGAGGCUGGGCUGGGGAAGUUUGUGGAUUUGCCUUCUACUUUGUGCUGCAGGGACACAGCCACGAGGUGCAAAGCAAGCAGGGGACCAGCGUUAGGUAAAAGGUGGAGCAGCCAGGAGCGGGAGAUGUUACUCCAGUAGAGAGAAACCCAAAGGUGCUGAUAGAGCAAUAGCUGGACUGCAAAGACUGAGACUGAGCUGUGC
This is a messenger RNA of Dryobates pubescens (Downy woodpecker), 1778 nucleotides long. RefSeq names its product junctional adhesion molecule 3 (gene JAM3). NCBI's taxonomy places the organism in Eukaryota, Metazoa, Chordata, Aves, Piciformes, Picidae. Gene Ontology annotation, biological process: angiogenesis; cell adhesion. The record is from RefSeq and is a predicted model, not a curated record. Gene Ontology annotation, molecular function: protein homodimerization activity; protein heterodimerization activity.